This is a messenger RNA of Ilex paraguariensis (yerba mate), 200 nucleotides long. Lineage: Eukaryota; Viridiplantae; Streptophyta; Magnoliopsida; Aquifoliales; Aquifoliaceae. The record is from the annotation of a GenBank genome assembly.
AUGCCUCUAAGGGAAAGGGGGAAACGUGGGCGAGCAUUACUUCGUCGAGACCUGCGUCAGGGGUAUUCAGGUGUUGCUAGAGGAUUGACUUCUCAAGCCGGUUCAACAACUUCCACUAAGCCGGGGGAUCCGAAGCAUACAAGGGAUUCUAGGUGCCAAAACGAGCAUAGGGAGCUGGGGGACAAUGAUACGGAGGAUGA